CUCUUUAAACUAUUAAAAAAGAUAAAGUUAAUUUAUAUAUCUUUAUUAAAAGGACUCUUAUUAUAUAUUAAUGCUUAAUUAAUAUCUUUUUAUAACUAUCACAAAACAUAUAUAAUUUCGUUUUUAUAUAUUUAUAAGGUGUAGAUAUCAUAUUAUGCAUUGUUUUGUUCAGGAUAUUUAACGCAGAAAAAAAGAAUCGCUUUCUAGAGCACCUCGGAUCUAGAUGAAUAAAUGUGAUGAACGACUAACUUUCCCACGUAAGAAAAACAAUAAAAGCAAUAAAUCCAAGUUAAAAUCAAAAGACUUUUUCGAAGAGAGGUAAAUACCAUAGUUGAAUGAAGCAUAUAACAGCAAUAAAAUAGUAGUGGAUUACUUUCCAUAAAUCAUAAUAUACAACAAAAAGCCUAGUGAUUUGCUAUCCAGGUGGCUGGAAAACGAUUUCAAAUAAUAAUUAUUUACAUAAAAAUAAAUAAAUGGUAAAACCUAUUCUGUUCCAAAAAAUUUUUACUGUAACAAAUAAUCUAAAUAUAAUAAUAGAAUGAACUAAUAUUCAAAAAUUUAAAAGAUAAUGACUCUACCUAAUCAUAAAUAUUUCUGGUUUCUGUUAAUAUUAACUUUAUUAUCAAAUAAAAUAAAAAAAUUAAAUGUACUAAUAUUCAAAAAUUUAAAAGAUAAUAACUCUACCUAACCAUAAAUAUCUCUGAUUUCUAUUAAUAUUAACUUUAUUAUCAAAUAAAAUAAAAAAAUUAAGUGUAUCUCUCAAUCUCAUUAUAAAUACCCUGUAUAUCUAUUCUCUCUCCCUAUUUCGUUCGUUAUAGAAAACUUUAUUUAGUUUUCAACAAUGGUUUAUUUGAAGGUUUUAUCCAUUUUGAUUUAUAUUUUCAGCUGCGCCUGGCAUAGCCAUGGUUCACAUGAGAUCUAUCCAGAAUACCAGUCUCUCGACAUAGACGAUGUCAAUACUACUUAUAAAACCGCUUACCAUUUUCAACCAAAAAAUCAUUGGAUUAAUAACCCAAAUGGCCCGAUGUAUUUCAAUGGGGUUUACCAUCUAUUCUACCAAUACAAUCCAUGGGGAGCUGUAUGGGGAAAUAUAGUUUGGGCACAUUCAGUAUCAAAGGACAUGGUUAACUGGGAAUCACUUGACCCUGCCAUAUUCCCCUCAGAAACUUAUGACAUAAAUGGGUGUUGGUCUGGAUCAGCUACUGUUCUUCCCAGUAACAAGCCUGUAAUCAUGUACACAGGAAUCGACCUCACCAUUAGACAACUCCAAAACUAUGCAGUGCCCAAAAAUUUAUCUGAUCCAUAUCUUCGUGAAUGGGUGAAACCAAAGAACAAUCCAAUAGCAGUGCCAGACAAGGGUGAAAACGCCAGUGCAUUUCGUGACCCAACAACUGCCUGGAAAGGCAAAGAUGGUCACUGGAGAAUAGUGGUGGGAGGCAAAAGAGAUCUUAGAGGUAUGACACAUUUGUAUAGGAGCAAAGAUUUCAAAAAUUGGAUCAAAGCUAAACACCCUUUGCACUCGGUCCCAAAUACUGGUAUGUGGGAAUGCCCUGAUUUUUACCCUGUUUCGCUUUCUGCUGGCAAAACUGGUUUGGACACUUCUAUGCUUGGUGGAGAUAUAAAACAUGUUUUGAAAGUUAGUCUUGAUCUUACUAGAUAUGAAUACUAUACCAUUGGUACUUAUCUUCCUGAAAAAGAUAGGUAUGUACCAGAUAAUACCUCUAUUGAUGGUUGGGCUGGAUUAAGAUAUGAUUAUGGAAAUUUUUAUGCCUCUAAAACAUUUUAUGAUCCCCUCAAGAUAAGAAGGAUUUUGUGGGGUUGGGCCAAUGAGUCUGAUACUCGUGAUGAUGAUGUGGCAAAAGGAUGGGCUGGAAUCCAGUUGAUUCCAAGGACAAUUUGGCUUGAUCCUAAUGGAAAACAAUUACUACAAUGGCCUAUAGAAGAAAUCGAAUCUUUAAGGGAUCAAAAGGUUGAAAUGAGCAAUUUGAAACUCCAAAAAGGAGACUUUCCUGAGAUUAAAGGAGUAACAGCUGCCCAAGCUGAUGUAGAAGUUGUCUUCUCAUUUCCAAGUUUAGAGAAAGCUGAAAAUUUUGAUGAAAGUUGGGAUAAUGCAGAAAAUCUAUGUGCACAAAAGGGAUCCCAAGUUCAAGGUGGUAUUGGACCAUUUGGACUACUCACAUUAGCUUCAGAAAAGCUAGAAGAAUUUACUCCAGUAUUUUUCAGGAUAUUUAAAGCACAAAAAAAGAAUGUAGUUCUCAUGUGUUCUAAUGCAUCAAGGUCUUCAUUAUCGCCGAACUUGUAUAAGCCAUCAUUUGCUGGAUUUGUUGAUGUAGAUUUGACUGAUAAUAAGCUUUCUCUACGAAGUUUGAUUGAUAAUUCUGUGGUGGAAAGUUUUGGAGAGAAAGGAAAAACAUGCAUCACAUCAAGGGUUUAUCCAAGUUUGGCCAUCGCUGACAAUGUCCAUUUGUAUGUGUUCAACAAUGGGAGUGAGACUUUGACAGUAGAAAACCUUCAUGCAUGGAGUAUGAAACGUCCUACAACAAUGAACUAGUCCAAAUCAUGAGUAGUAUUCUUGUUAGAUUUUAUUUCUAGUAUUUUGGGCUUUAUUAGUUUCGGAUUUUUAUUUCUACUCUUAUUCGAUUUUUUUUUUCGUGAAAAUAUCUUUUCUUUUUUUAUUUUAGAUUUAGAUGAUGAAUAAAAAAAAAAUUGGACUUGGAAAUAAAACUAUUUAUUUGUGUACCUUCUUAAAUGACUAUUGGCCUACGAGUUCAACAAUUUCAUGGUAGUCCUCCACAUCUUAGAUAGAUCUAAAAUUUUGAAUUUUUUUGAAAAUGCACAAAAACAUUUUCUGAAAUAAAAUUUAUCUUAGUUUAUCUAUAAUUUAAUCCUUAAUAAGAUAAAUGAUUAAUUCUAAUUGUAGCUAUUUAUAGAAGAUGGAAAAUUACUAAAUUAGGACUUUCGUUUUAAUGUUUAUUAUUAUUGUCUUAUAUUAAUUAAAGAGUAAAAUUGUCUAUACAAUUAAUUGAGUAACAAAAGAUGUCAUGUUGCUAACAAGUUUUCAAGGUAGGCUAUAGUGCAAAAUGUACACUAAAAUAGUUCUACUUCCACUA
This is a messenger RNA of Humulus lupulus (European hop), 3110 nucleotides long. RefSeq names its product beta-fructofuranosidase, insoluble isoenzyme 1-like. Gene Ontology annotation, molecular function: hydrolase activity, hydrolyzing O-glycosyl compounds. NCBI's taxonomy places the organism in Eukaryota, Viridiplantae, Streptophyta, Magnoliopsida, Rosales, Cannabaceae. Gene Ontology annotation, biological process: carbohydrate metabolic process. The record is from RefSeq and is a predicted model, not a curated record. The transcript has 7 exons. The coding region runs from base 842 to 2551 and encodes 569 amino acids.